Exaiptasia diaphana is the source of this 2296-nucleotide messenger RNA. RefSeq names its product tachykinin-like peptides receptor 86C. Gene Ontology annotation, molecular function: peptide binding; G protein-coupled receptor activity. Gene Ontology annotation, cellular component: membrane. Lineage: Eukaryota; Metazoa; Cnidaria; Anthozoa; Actiniaria; Aiptasiidae. Bases 408 to 1376 code for a protein of 322 amino acids. Gene Ontology annotation, biological process: G protein-coupled receptor signaling pathway. The transcript has 2 exons. The record is from RefSeq and is a predicted model, not a curated record.
CCCUAAAUUAUUCCAAUAAUAGACUUUGCCGGGUACGAAUGACUGACUUUCAUGCUAGGACUGCUCAGUAUUUCAAUAGUGAGAAGCACAUUUGAYACGAUUGUUUUUCGCGAUACCAUAACAAUGUCGCGAUGUAAUAAAGAUAGYACGUUGAGUCCACGCAUCGAGUGAUCAACUUCCAAAAUCAACAGCAGCUGAUUGCUACGAAGGUCAUUGAUUAUUCAUUGAAGAUUUGGCCCUUGAGGARAACAACCUAGAAUGGAUUACAAGCGCGCAUUUGAUUCCAACUUGUCGCUUGUUAACAAGAAUUAAUCGUGCAAAGAUAUCGCUGUUUUGGACGGAAAUAUGYCUCAUUAAACGUUGAGCACGCAACACCCGGAUACUUCCACAGGAGGUUGAUUCCCAAGAUGUCAUUUUCCGAGGAAACCAAGAUCRUUUUCAAGAUAGUUUUUGCCAUUUUAAUAACAGUGAACAUGUUGGGAAACGGCUUGGUGUGCUGGGUUGUUCACCGAUUCAAAUCAAUGAAAACACCAAUGAACUACUUGUUAGUGAACUUAGCCGUAUGUGACAUGUUAGUUGGAAUAUUUUUCAUGCCGCGGCACUUAUUCUUUGAACAUUACCAGCACCCCGAGGGUUCGCUGGGAGAUUUCUUGUGCAAAUGUUUGACUUUUGGGAUCCUUUCGUGGCCUGCAUCGUGUGCCAGUGUGUACACCCUUAUCGCUAUAGCGUGGGAACGGUAUAACGCCAUUAUGAAACCCCAUUCGGUGAGAUUUUCUAUUAAAAAGAUUAAGAUAGCCGUGGUGCUCUGUUGGGUGCUGGCGUUCCUGAUAAGCCUACUGGAUCUAAUAGUUGUAAAAUACGAUCCUUCCAUCAAGUCAUGUGACUAUAARUGGAUGGCGCCGUGGGCCGUCAAAUUAGAUGCUGCCAUUUGGUUGUUCGCAGUGGGGUGUCUACCAUGUCUAAUUAUGCUAGCCUUGUACGGUGGAGUCAUCCGAACACUUUGGUGCUCUAAGCAUAAAAUCACUGAUGUUUCCCAGAGAUCAUUGCAUAAGUCACGCAARAGAGUCACGAAAGCUGCCGUGACUGUCACGGUGAUUUUAUUUGUGUGUUGGAUGCYGAAUCUUUUGUAUUAUUUUAUUACUUCUUACACGCCACAGACUCCGUCCACUAACGAGACCCUGACUACAGUAGCGCCGGUGUUCUACAAGAUCAGUCAUGUGCUCCUGCUUCUAAAUUCAAGCGUCAACCCAUUUGUAUACGCUGUACAAGACUCUAGGUUCAGGAGAUGUAUGAGUAAGCUGCUGUGCCGAUGGAGGAAUACAAGAAGACCAAGUCUUCCAGCAGACAAGAGCACAACACAAGGUGAAGCCCUUUAGAAUACCUCAGGCUUAUUUAUAGGUGCUGCAUGUACGGGAAACCAGGAGACUGAGAUGCUAAGUAAGCAACUUUACCAAUGGAAGAAUAGAUGAUUUCAUGCAUAUGUGUUAGUGUGCAGGACGCCAUGUUCCGGAGUGAGAUGCAUGAAUAAGCAACUGUUACCGCGCUGCUUCGCACCCAGUGGUGCAUAAGGCCUUAGUAAGGUGCAUAAGUAAGCAACUGUACCAAUGGAGUAAUACCAAACAAGUACAGAGAAACAAGACAAGCUGAUGGUCUUUAGAUGAUUUCAAUCAUAGGUGUUGUACAGGACGCCAUGUCCAGGACUGAGAUACACGAGUAAGCAAAUGUACCAAGACAGGAAUGCCAACUACAUAUCAAAGAACUGUAUGUCAUUCGUGCGGGAUCCCUGUGCAUUUUAGUUUUGCUCUUCCUUUAGCAAAUCCAUGCCAUAUAUGGAAACAAACAAAAUGGCCGAUUGUUCAGGAGUGUUUUCGCAAUUUUAAGCUUUAAAAAAAUUCGAUUAAAAAAAACACUUCUUACGUACUUCCAAAUAAGUUGAAAUUACCAAAAUAUGGUUGCCAAAUGAAGGACAACUUUUCUGAGGCAAUUUCCAUGAUACACAAAAUCUUUCGGAAGAAAACAGCACAUUAGAUUUCCUACUUAGAUCACCUACUUAGAUUACCUUAUUAUAUCGUCUGAAAUGUUAUUUAUGGAUCUGGUGACGACUUCGCGAAAAAAUAGACAUCGGCAUACCAGAUUAACAACAAAAUUGAGAGAUCAUAAUUAUAUCAUAUAUAUUAAUAAAAUUAUACCAAUUGACUACAAUAUGAGGUUACAUAUAGAUAAUUGUUAAAUACAGAUAUAUAUGCACUUUAUAUCAUUACGAUUUUUCCUACAAAAAUCUCGUUUCAAACAAGUA